Messenger RNA from Yamadazyma jaroonii, 1386 nucleotides. Lineage: Eukaryota; Fungi; Ascomycota; Pichiomycetes; Serinales; Debaryomycetaceae. The record is from the annotation of a GenBank genome assembly.
AUGCCAAUAUUCAACGAUCAUCCUUACACUUCAAUUACAAUAAAAAUUGACCAAUUGUCGAAACCACAUCAAAAUGACGAGAUUGACAAUACUUUAGAGUUAUAUGUCUCCGAUUUACUUCAUUUAAUAAAGUUACAACCAGGAAGUGGUCCAAGUGAGGCUGCAAGAGCUAUCAGGAAAAGGAUUAAGUAUGGUGAUUCAGUAGAAGAACAAUUAAGAGCAUUGAAUAUCUUAGAGUUAUUAAUAUUGAAUUCUGGCUCUAAAAUUGGGCCGGUAAUUGCCAGAGAUGACAAAUUGUUGGAUGUGUUGAAAGGAAUUAUCACCGGUUCAGGUAAAACAGGUUUGGGAGUAAGUUAUGACAAAGAUGUCCAAACCACAGUCAAGAACUUAUCAAUUGGAUGGAAAAGUGAAUUGGCUGAUUUGGAUGGUUAUAAGUAUUUAGCAUCGUUGUGGAAGAAUAUUCCCAGACGUAAAGCAACUCACUCACAUUCCAGGUCUCGCUCAAGGGCUGAUGAUAUAGAAGAUCCCGUCGAUGCGUUUGCUGAUGAAGGUGCUAUAAGAAGCCCUUCUCCUUCAAGUCCGGCUAUGAGUAGAAAUCACGAAAGAAGAGCCCCAAUGCGUCCGUUAUCUCCCAAACCUACUACCUCAUCAUCUUUUGGAAGGAAAGGCAAAGACAAGAAAGAUAAGAAAAAGAAAAAGAAAUCCAAGAACGGUAUCGUUUAUGCCGACGAAAGGUACAAGAUCCCUCAGAUUAAUUAUAGAGUCGAGGCUCCAAAGAUUAGAACAGUAAUAUCUGAUUGUCAUACUCAUACUACAACAUUAAGUAAUCUUUUAAUUUCGUUACCUCCGAAUGUUUCUCCCUUAGAUGAUGAAAAGGUGGGUAAAGAAUUUGAAAAAUGUAAAUCAAUCAGACGUAAGGUAUUGAAGUAUUUACAAUUCGUGGGAGUUGGUGAUCCUUCUGAAAAAUCUGCUGACAUUGUCCAAAUGGAUGACGAAUUCUUGGGAAGUCUUAUCGUGGCUAAUGAACAAUUAGUAGAAGUAUUCAAAAAGUACGAUAUGUUGGCUGGGUACACUGCUGAGAAUCCAGCACCAAAUUACGAUGAAGAGAGUAGUGACGAAAGUUAUUAUACUUCUGAAGAAGAAGAGUCAGUAUAUGAUGAUGAAAUUCAGCUGGUUGCUGAAGAUGUUAACCGUAUACAUAUAAAUGAAGUUGGAUCCAGCAGCACUACCAUUCCAAAAUCCAAGUCUCCACCACCACCAAGACCAGCUAAACCUCCAGCUUUGACAUCCCCUCAUAAAACAUUGCAAAGAACCGAUACAAAUGCCACCACAGAAAGUGAUCCAUUUGGUGAUGGUAAUGAGUUAGGAGGAUCUAAAUACUAUUAG